UAGGAUGGUGUCCCCUGCUAUCGCUCUGGCCUUCAUUCCCCUCCUGCUGACAAUUCUCAUCAGGUGCCGCUUCUACUUUGUGCUGUUCUAUCGGGCGGUGCUGGUCAGGAUAUACAGGGACUGUGUUACUGGCCUGAGCCGUGAGGAGCGUGCCUACCAGUACGUUCUCACCCACGCCACACCCGGAGACCCCGACAGCAUCCUGGACGCCUUCGAUGUCUGGUGCAGCAAGGUGGAGUUCAUCAGCAACAUUGGGCCUAAAAAAGGGAAGAUCCUGGACCGGAUGCUGAUGGAGCAUAGCCCUCUGACAGUGCUGGAGCUGGGAGCCCACGUCGGGUACAGCACCGUGCGGAUCGCCCGGUCUCUGCCACUGGGCGCCAGGCUCUACAGCCUCGAGAUGGACCAGAGGAAUGCUACUAUCGCUGAGAAAAUCAUCCGCCUGGCAGGGUUUGACGAUGACACGGUGGAGCUCAUCGUAAAUCCAUCUGAUGAGGUGAUCCCUCGGCUGCGGUCUGACUAUGGUCUGGAGAGGCUGGAUUUUGUCUUCAUGGACCACUGGAAGAAAUGCUACCUCCCUGAUCUGCAGAUGCUGGAGGGCUCUGGUCUGCUGGGUAAAGGGUCUAUGAUCGUGGCCGACAACGUGCUGUUCCCCGGGGCUCCGAAGUUCCUCAGAUACAUCCGCAAGUGCGGCCUGUAUGAGUGGAAGAUCCACCGGGCCACACUGGAGUACAGCAAAGGCAUCAGGGACGGGAUGGCUGAGCUGGUGUAUAUGGGAAUCAAGUAGCCUGGGAUAUCACAACACUAUCAGUCAGAUAGACAGUUUUAAAGUGGCAAAGUAUACCCCAUAUUAAAACUAAUUCUAAAGAAAAUUGUGAUAGAAAAGAUAAAUUCUUUCCCUAAAAACUUACAUUCACCUGAAAAUUGUAGCAUGUCAGUAUCUAGUUUUUCAGAGUUGCAUUAUAUCUCACUUCCAAAUACCUCAGAGCCCUCUCCUGGGUAAAAAAAGACAAUUAUCAGGAAAGAAAUUGCCAUGCACCCAUUUAGUAACCCUAUGUGCACAACACUUGUCUUUAUAUGGAAAUAAAAGCCACCUUUUUUAUUCCUGCUGGGGAUGUUUGUCACUUGUCAUUCUCCUCUGUCACCUAACUAAUAAAAGCAGAAAUGUCAGAAAAAAUGUUGUCAAAAAUAGCUUGUUUAUUAAACAAAUUAAAAUUAAAGAACAAAUUCAUUAAAUAUUCAAAUUAAACUCAAGGACAUGUCAUUUUUGGUGAGUUUAUAAUGAAUAUCCUUUAUGUACAAGUUUAAUUAUGAAGAACA
Molecule: messenger RNA, 1317 nt
Organism: Sebastes umbrosus (honeycomb rockfish)
Lineage: Eukaryota; Metazoa; Chordata; Actinopteri; Perciformes; Sebastidae
Gene: tomt
Product: transmembrane O-methyltransferase
Exons: 4
Coding region: 5-784 (259 amino acids)
Biological process (GO): dopamine metabolic process; catecholamine catabolic process; developmental process
Molecular function (GO): catechol O-methyltransferase activity
Source: RefSeq, a predicted model, not a curated record